This is a messenger RNA of Nicotiana attenuata, 1989 nucleotides long. RefSeq names its product glucan endo-1,3-beta-glucosidase 3-like. Lineage: Eukaryota; Viridiplantae; Streptophyta; Magnoliopsida; Solanales; Solanaceae. The record is from RefSeq and is a predicted model, not a curated record. The coding region runs from base 134 to 1045 and encodes 303 amino acids. The transcript is spliced from 6 exons.
UAUUGAUAUAUAUACACAAAACAUCAUCUGCUUUGCUAGAAAAUAAUCAUGGUUUCUUGUUUUUGACAUGGUCUGGUUUGUCCUCCUCACUUUCAAGGGAAACUAAGAGCAGAAUAUAAUAGUACAAAAGAAGAUGAAGAAAGUUGGAAACUUUAGAACAAUAAGUACAAGAAUUCUCAGCAAUCUUAUAUUUAUUCAACUCAGUUCUCUUUGUAUCUGUUCAGGUUCAAAUGCAACACCAAAAGAAUUCAUAGAGCAGAAGAAAAUGUUAUACCAAGUAGAGGAGAAAUUUGAGAAGUCUAACACAAUUUCUAGUAGUCAAAAGGAUAUAACAACUCCUAUAACAACAGUUCCAACAGGAAAUCCUACCACAUCCACUCCUGUCCUGAAUCCAACAAUCUCAAAUCCAGAUUCGACUCCCACUGGCCCGACUAAUUCAGUAAUGACACCUGCGAUAACCAAUUCUCCGGUGCCUUCAGGCGCGAGCUGGUGUAUUGCUAGCCGAGCUGCUUCGCAAAUUGCUCUGCAGGUUGCUUUAGACUAUGCUUGUGGCUAUGGUGGUGCUGAUUGCUCAGAAAUUCAGUCUGGUGGCAGCUGCUACAAACCUAACACUCUCCGAGAUCACGCUUCGUAUGCAUUCAACAACUACUACCAGAAAAAUCCAAUUCCAAAUAGCUGCAAUUUUGAUGGCGCUGCUAUUACUACCAAUACUGACCCCAGUGGUGGUUCAUGUCAAUAUCCAUCAACAAGCACAAAUGCAUCUAUUCUGAACAUAAGUAAUGCAAGUGGAUCGAGAGUAUUUGGCGCUGGACCAACCACACCAUCUACCUCAUCAGCUGUCGCGACAAGAGCACAAGCGUCCAAUGUUGAUGAUCCACCAUUGUACAGAAAGAAUGGAUCUUGCAACAACUCGUCUGCAGAUGGCCUAACAGACAUGGGAAGUAAACACUUCUCAAUGAUAUCCUUCACUCUUGAGUCUUUAACCUUUCCAAGAGAUGCAGGUUUUUCACCAGUAAUAUACACUUUCCUAAGUAUUUGCCCUUGAUUGAUGCAUUCCUUAUAUGGAUAUUCACCGGUAACCAUCUCAAGAAGACACAUCCCGAAUGCAUAUAUAUCCACCAGUUCAUUGUAUUCACCAUCGUAGAGCUCAGGAGCCAUAAAUUGAGGCGUUCCCUUAACCUCUGUGACGAAAUCACCCUCCAUAAGACGAAUCGCCAACCCAAAAUCUCCGAGCUUAACCUGUUUCCCACCACUCUGAACAAAAAUAUUAUCACACUUGAUGUCUCUAUGAAUGAUCUUCGGGUUCUGUCCAUGAAGAAAGCUCAAACCUUCAAGAAUCUGCCUACCCCAGUUCUUAAUAUUCCCCAAGUCAAUACCAGUCCCGUUAUUACUCUUCAACAUAUACUUUGUCAAACUGCCCGAAGGGAAUAAUUCUGUGAUCAUGUUUAGAGUUUUGGCCUCGGAAUCAAACCAGUAAGAGAGGCACUUCAUAACCCUCUCAUGGUUUAAAGAUUGCAAUAGAACAGCCUCAGAGAACAACUUUUCUGGUGUUUUUAAUAAUGCUUUACCAUCUUCUCCAUGAAAACUUAUUUGGUUCCACGCAAUUUCAAUGUUUUGAACUUGAUCAAACCCUAGGUACACCUCUUUAAAAGCGCCUUCACCUAACACGUCACUGUAUCUAACGAACCUACCACAUGGAGAUUUCUCUUCAACUCUGCGUGACCCGUAAUCCAUCGUAGCUUAAACUCGGACUAGAAGAAAACAAAAAACCAGAGUGUGUGACGUGGAAAAAAGAUCAAAGCGGGUGUUCAGAGAAUGCUUCGAUUGCAGCCGAGAAAGAAUCCAUAACUAACGACAAAUUUGGCUGAAAACGCAUGAUGUUUAAUAGCUGAAUAUGAGACAUUGAUGAUGAUAAUCUCAACCUUUUCAUCUCAUGAAUUUAUGCAUUAAACAAAAACGAUGAAAUUGAGUGCCGAAUGAUGAGAUUAA